This is a messenger RNA of Trichobilharzia regenti, 5004 nucleotides long. NCBI's taxonomy places the organism in Eukaryota, Metazoa, Platyhelminthes, Trematoda, Strigeidida, Schistosomatidae. The record is from the annotation of a GenBank genome assembly.
AUAUAUUCUCAACGUAAGUGGUGCAAUCUUUUGGCAUUUGAACUGUUUAUCAGUAGAGCGUAUUACAGGAGCAAAAACUGCACUUAGAUAGAGUCACGGCUAUUCUAUAAACUUGCCAACUCGAAGGAAAAUGUUAAAAAACAGGUGAAUAAUGGUCAUGUGAUGGACUUGUCUGUAGUAAGAUAAUAGGCGAUUUUUGGUUAUGUGACAAGGUUUUUACCAUUGUACCUUUGUGACCAACUUUAGAUUGAAAUAUCACCAUUGUGGCCAUUAUUUAACCGAUAUUUUAUCACUCAAACCAUUCUUAACAUUUGCCCAGUCAAAAUGGUUUCUUACCUAUUAUUUAACCAAGAUUUAUCUAUCAUAUCACCAUUCCUACCAAUUGCCUAGAAUCUGCCCAUUUUAAAUAUUAUUUGACCAUUCUUUGCCCCUUCUUGUCCUAUUGAGUUAGUUGAAAAUAGCUUUAAAGAUGUAUUAGGUCUCAACACUAAAGUAUUGCGGCAUUUUGGCGACCAUAUUGUCUGUUGACAGAGCUUAUUGCAAGGGUAGUGAUAUGUAGCCUGUGUCACGGCUACUCACAAACCCGGUACUCGGAAUAUGAAUUUACCUAAGACUUCACAAUUAUUUUAUAACUUGAGGUUACGUUGAUGUGGUUAACUGCAUAUGCUCAACAAAUCAGGGAAAAUCUGAAGAUCUGCGUGGUUACUGUAGUUUAUUCGUUAGAUUUAUAUGCACAGUUCCGGAAUUAAGUUUCAUUCCUAUGUAAAAUUUGUACUGUGUGAAGAAGUUAUGCUAAUUUUCAAGUUAUUUGUGGUUAGCAGACCCUUGUUCUCUUUUCAUUUAUGCGAUGCAAUUAUCGGUAUAAAUGCUAUUAAUGAGUGCUUUCGGCACUCCAAUUAAUGACGCCAGUUAUUAAUUAUAUAGCUUUAGUACUCGAUAGAAUUCAUUUUCUCUGCGUUUAAUCUGCCACAGGUAUCCAGAUGAUGUAGUAUAUUCAACGAGUUUAAUGGUAGUUUCAUGUUAAAGAGAAAGAGAACACGAUUUGUUAGUCAUUUGGCUUCAUGGAUAAUUAUAGUAAAAGUAUAAGAUAAUGCGAGAUACUCCGAUCGAGAUGGAUUGUUGAAGUUUUUCUGGGAAGAUAUAACUGGCAUAGUGAAUGAAGUCACAUAUAAUAGUGGUUGUAGAUGACACUAGACAAAAGCCGUAGUUUGUUGUGGGUAGAUUGAACGAUAAUGUGCUUGCUGCGUAGUGUGAUGAUACUAAACAUUUCGAUUCUCAAUAUUAUAGAUUGUCAAAUAUGGUUGAAAGAGUUGCUCAGCGUUCCUUAAUUUCCAAAGCUUUUUUCUCUUUAUCCUUGAAUUUAGAGUAGAUGUAAACUAGUCAUGUAAUAUCGUUAUAUUUUGUGACUGACAGGAGUAAACCAAGUUUUUUUCAAGGUGUUCAGAAACUGCAUAGCUGUUAGCUGCGUUUCCUGGUAAGUCAGUCCCUGAGAUGUCAAGGUCUUUAAGGAUAGGGAAAGCGUUUUAUUUCAAUCCAGGCUUUUCUAUGAUCUUCGUUUUCUCACCAGCUGCUGAAGUGAAGAAUAAGUUUUGCGGAAAACUUUAGUUCAGUUCUGACUAGCACAGUGCUAAGAUAUUGUCUCUCGGCAGGUGAUUUCAGUGCUCCUUCAAGAAAUCUGGGUCAGUUUGAAAAGUGUGUUGGAGAUUCUACCAUACGAAAAAGGUCGGUAGGAUAGCAAUGAGAUAGUUAAUGAGAUAUUAGAUAAAUUUGAAAGUUCAAAUAAUCCAACUCAAAAAGAGAAAUUUGAAGGUGAUUUAAAAAAAGAAAUUAAAAAACUUCAAAGAUUAAGAGAUCAAAUUAAAACAUGGAUAACAGCUAGUGAAGUUAAAGAUAAGCGACCUUUAUUAGAAGCACGUAAAGAAAUAGAACAAGAUAUGGAAAGAUUUAAAGUUAUCGAAAAAGAGACAAAAACUAAAGCCUAUUCUAAAGAAGGUUUGUUAUCUUCAGAAGCUAAAAAAGACCCAUUACAAAAAGAGAAAGAAGAAUUAGAUGAAUGGUUAAAACAGUGUAUUAGUUCAUUAAAUACUCAAACAGAAAAGUAUGAAUUUGAAAUUGAAAGCCUGUCAAAUAAUAAUAAAAAGAAAAGGAUAGAUAAAGAAACAGCUCUGGCUAUCGAUGAAAAACGUCAACGUUUAGAAAUGUGUUGCUUUCAUGUCGAAAAGCUUGAAGCUAUCAUGCGUUUACUAGAUAAUGAACGAUUAGACUGUACAAAAGUUAGAUCAAUUCAAGAGUCAAUUGAAUAUGUAAUCGAUUGUGGAGAUAAUCAAUCUAUGCUUGAUUUUAAAAAUAUCUAUGAUGAUUUAUGCUUGGAUGAGUUAGGCGAUUCCACUGGAAUAACUGCUGCUGCUUCAGGUACUGUCACUGUUAAUCAAGAGCAUGAUUUAAAUGGUGUAAUUACUCCUGUUGCCAACUUGGUAAAUUCUCGAGUUGGCAACGAUGAUGCUGGUUCAUCAGCAUCAACGCAUACAAGUACUUCCAAUCAUACUGACUCUUCAGUUAAUCAUCCAGGAUCAUCAGCUUCCUCAAAUGCUUCCUCCUCACGGGAACGUGCUAAAAGCGAUGAAAAGAUUUCUUUAUUACCGCAUGUAUCCGCUUCAUCGACUAGUACACCUGUGAAAUCUAAUACAGGCGGUUCAACUGGUAAGCAUAAAUCUAAUAGUUUAGCUAAUCAAACUGCUCCUGCUCUUAUGUCUCAAGUUGUCGCUGGUGGUACGCCUAAUAAGUCUGGAAAGUCGAAUACAAGCAGCCAUAUCUUGCCAGCAAACUGUACUAUAAAUAAUAUGAUUGAUUCGAAUACAGUGAAACCUACUGCUUUGGAUUCACAAGUUGUCGGUGACGAUUCUUCGCGUAACCAGAAAAAUGAUAGCAGUCAAAAAAUUACUGAUCGUUCUAAUACUACAAAUCCUCAGUUGCAAUCACACAAUAAUAAAAAUACACCAAAUGAUGAUGUAAAUUCACUGUCACCUAUCUCCUCAAUGACAGUAACAAAUUCAACCUCUCCGGUGCCUAAUCAUGCGUAUACCACCACUCCACAUCCCAAAGAUGAUUUAUCUGUGAUUAAUAAUCGAGAAGAAUUUCUCACAGUUUGUCAGCCUUCGUGUAUUUCAAAUUCUUCAGUGAACUCUGCAUCACCUGUUACAAUCCGAAGUAAGUCAUCUGAAGUGAAUAAAACUACUGGAGUUACAAAUGUUUACAAUAAUACAAUACUUUCAACAUCCUCUGAUGCAGCUGAACAUGUUAAUCAUACACCACCGAGUUUGUAUUCAGCAGCUAUGCUGGCAGCUUCUCAGGAUAAACAAUUGUCAUCAUUACUUGCCGGCUCUCAGCAUCCAUCUUUAGUACGUGGAGGAGGUUCAAGCGCCAUGGAUCCUUCAUUGUCUGCAGUUUCUAUGUCUAACAAAUUCCAAUCUGUAUCCAGUAGUAGUGCUACAUCUUUACCGCUUUCCUCGUCUGUAAUGUCAACAACAACAGCAACAACAACCAUUCCUCAAGCACAAUCGUCUUAUUUAGGAAUGGACAAUCAGGUAUCCAGUCUACAACCACCACCAUCAUUACACUCGCAACAGUUGAAAAAUCAUCCAAGCAGUCCAAUUCAUGCGCAUAUGCAUCCACGUGAUGCAGCAGCUCCAUUCCGAAAUAGAAAUUUAGAUAAACCUAAAGGAGCUGUUCCACAGGAGCUUCUUCUACAACUUCAAGCCUUAGAAAGUGGUUAUCGUCGGCUACCGCAUCCUUGUGAUACAGAACGAUCACGUAUGAUUGUAUGCAAAAAUCCUGUGAAUUGUCCAAGUUAUUAUCCACGUGAACCAUUAGUUGGUACAGAUAGUGAAGAAUACUAUAUGAAAUUAGAUGCACAAACCUUGUUCUUUAUAUUCUAUUAUUUUGAAGGCACUAAAGCACAAUAUUUAGCUGCUAAAGCCUUGAAACGUAUGUCAUGGCGAUUUCAUACCAAAUUUAUGAUGUGGUUUCAACGUCAUGAAGAACCGAAACAAAUUACAGAUGAAUAUGAAUCUGGAUCAUAUAUUUAUUAUGAUUUUAGAACAAUGCGACAACGAAAAAAAGAGGAGUUUAUGUUUCAUUAUAGUUUUCUAGAAGAUAAAGACUUUUAGUAUGUAGUGAGUGAGUGAGUGGUAGCUGUCCCCAGUGUGAGUAGUCGUGUGCGUGUAGCGGUGUUAUAAUAAUAAAUUUGAACUUUAUUUUUUCUUUCAUUUUUUUUUGGUACUGUUUUGUGAUUUUCAACAUAUCUUUCCCUGUUCCCGUUUUUUUUUACUAUUAAUGUACAAUACUUACUGUGUAGUGUUGUGUAGAGUUGAGUAGAGUAGUGUAGAGUGGAGUGAAGUAUACUGUGAAGGAAUGGCGAUAAUAUUUCAUGUGUACAAUGAUGAGAAACCAGAACUGGUGUCUACCUACUUUACUGACGAAGUAACUAACUAAUUAACCAACAUUGUUUGUAUUUUUUUGCCAAUUCAAUCUGUGUUCGUGUGUGUAUGUGUGUGUGUGUAAUCGCUCCUCACCCCCCGUACCCCCUAUUUUUUAUGUUUUUGUUCCUGCCCACCCCCCGCAGCAAUUCCACCCAAUAUACCACUAUUACUACUGCUCUUUUAUUCCCAGAAAUGUGAAACCCCUUGUGUUUUUGGUCGAUUGGGAGUCGUCUUUUGUGAAUAAUAAUUAGUACUACUAUUUAUCUUAUUACUACUGUUAUUAUUAUUACCCUACAAUAUUGAUAAUUAUCAGUGAUAUUCUUAACUAUGCAUAUAUAUACAUAUACAUAUACAAUAAUAUUUCGCUCAAAAUCCUUACUUACUUCAGUGUAUAUCGAUCACAGGCACACACACACGCACAUACAUACACAGUCGACCAAUCAGUCUGUCCUGUUCUUUGUGAAUUGUGUAGAAAUUGUUUUCAACCAGUGUACUUUCUGAUCUAUAUAUAUAUAUAUAUAUAUAU